This is a messenger RNA of Protobothrops mucrosquamatus (brown spotted pit viper), 1849 nucleotides long. It is a transcript of the gene TMPO, whose product is annotated as thymopoietin. The transcript is spliced from 9 exons. The record is from RefSeq and is a predicted model, not a curated record. NCBI's taxonomy places the organism in Eukaryota, Metazoa, Chordata, Lepidosauria, Squamata, Viperidae. The annotation marks the transcript as partial.
GUUUGUUUAUAUGACACUGUCAGAAAAGACUUUAUGUGGAUCUUGAAAGAUAAUGAUGCUUUGCGCAUAGAGGUUAAGGAACUGAGAGCUCAAAAAGCAACAAAGAAAACGGAUAAGUCAAGGCUUGACCAGGAUGAUAUAGAUAUAGCAGAACUCAAUAAUGAAGAACUCAAAGAUCAACUCCUGAGAUAUGGUGUGAAUCCAGGUCCUAUUGUUGCUACAACAAGAAAGCUGUAUGAGAAGAAGCUACUGAAGCUGAAAGAACCGUCCCAAGAGCUAAGUUCAUUCAUAGCCACACCAACAUUUUCUUCAUCAACAGAAAACAAUAAGCAAAAUGGAAAUGAUGAUUCUGAUCAGUUCAGUGACAGUGAAGAAGAUCCUAAAACAGAGUUCAGACUUGACAAGCAGGAACCACUGAAGAGUAAAACAAAAACUUCAUUAUCACUUAAACAAAGAAGAAUUGCUGAAAAUAACCAGGAUGGCAUUACUGAGACAUUCUGGAGAAGUGGAUCUUCAAAAAGUGGACUUCUUCAGGCAGUGUCUAGGGAAUCUGCGAGAGUAUCAAGAAGAACACCAAGGAAAAGGGUUGAAACUACAGUUCCAUUUCCUGUACAUGAUCCAGUAAUAUCAGAGAAUACUCCCAUAGCUGUAGUGGCUUCAAGCAACGAGACUCUACAGGUUGUCAAUAGGGUACCUGGAAAUACCAAGCAUGCUGAUCCUAUACUGUCAAUCAGUGACUUCUCAGAAUUGCCAAGAAGAACACCAAAGAAACCAUUGAUGACAGCUGAAGUCAUUGAGAAAAUGUCUACAGAGGUUACAAGAUUAGAAAGAGAUAUUCUUAAAGAAAUGUUUCCAUAUGAAGCAUCAACACCUACAGGAAUUAGUGCAAGCUGCCGCAGACCAAUCAAAGGCGCUGCUGGGCGACCUAUAGAGUUCAGUGAUUACCGGCUGGAAGAAACAUAUUCAUCAAAAUAUAUUCCUAAAUAUGUUGCCUCAGCAGAAAUCCAAAAAGAAAAAACAACUAAAAAACACUCCAUUCCUUUGUGGAUAAAAUUUUUGCUCUUUUUCAUUAUUGCAAUCUUCUUGGCUUUCGUCUAUCAAUCCAUGGAAAUCAACCAAGGAAAUCCAUUCUCCAAAUUCCUUACGGCUGAGAGUCCACGGAAAACAACAGAUUGAAUUUUUCUUUCUGUGGCACACACAACUGGGUCUCCCAUUUUUAAUUUUAAAGAUAUCUUCAUCCUUCCUCAUCUUGAAACUGAAAAAGGAAUAAAAUAGGACAGUAAAUGGGCAUCAACUUCUUUCAAAAUCAGGAGAUCACUGUGCCAUAAAUAGUAUCUUUAGAUUUCUUUGGAACUACUUGUAGGAUUUAUUUUUUUAAUGUGGACUUCAUUAUGUUCAUUUGAGAUUGUAUAUUUGAUUUUAUAAACUUGGAAGCUCAAAAUGGGCAGAAGUGAUAGUAAAAUGUGAAGAUAUGUGUUUAAAUGUUUUUACUUCAGACUAAGAUACUUUACUGAAAUUUUGUUUACUGCAUAUGUUAUUUGGGGUGGAAAGAAAUUGAUAAAUGGAAAUGCAUUUGUAAUGCAUUUUGUGAAAACUGCAGCUAAAUUUAGUGUAGUUUUAAGGGGCUUCAGCAUUUUUCUGUAGAAUACUGUAAUCUCAAUAAAUGUAAACUUGUAUACAUUUGUGUUAGUUUUGAUUGUAGUAAUUAUACUUAAGCUUAUCCUUAAUUUUUAAUCAUAGUUACCUAUUUUAGUGCUUAACCCUAUAAUUCCUGAUCUAAUUGACUAUUGUUGUUUUAGAACAAUAUUUAUUAGUAUAGUUUUUUGAAAUAAAGCUUACAUAAAAUAAA